AUGCUGCCGUUCAAGGUAACUGAUGCUUACGCCCGGAUAGUCUACGUGCCACCAGUCGAUUAUGCAGAGGAUUUUGAAGGGAGCUGGGCACAUAUUCAUUACUCUGUGAAGGAGCCGGUUUCGGCCAACACCAGCGAUCUAGGAACGGUGGUCUUCGCUAACGGCCAGGGUUUCGUAGCGGCAUCCAGCUUCACAGACAGCUGUCAAGGAUGGACCAUCGAAGACAAUGGCAAUCAGGUAACGGCUCCAGAGCAUCAGCCGUACACCUUGGGGGGUCUCGAUCGGUGA
Messenger RNA from Perkinsus marinus ATCC 50983, 288 nucleotides. RefSeq lists its product as hypothetical. The coding region runs from base 1 to 288 and encodes 95 amino acids. The record is from RefSeq and is a predicted model, not a curated record. The transcript has 5 exons. Lineage: Eukaryota; Perkinsozoa; Perkinsida; Perkinsidae.